Messenger RNA from Branchiostoma belcheri (Belcher's lancelet), 2091 nucleotides. Its product is annotated as crescerin-1-like. The transcript is spliced from 3 exons. Gene Ontology annotation, biological process: microtubule cytoskeleton organization. Gene Ontology annotation, cellular component: cytoplasmic microtubule; cilium. NCBI's taxonomy places the organism in Eukaryota, Metazoa, Chordata, Leptocardii, Amphioxiformes, Branchiostomatidae. Gene Ontology annotation, molecular function: microtubule binding. The record is from RefSeq and is a predicted model, not a curated record. Bases 340 to 2091 code for a protein of 583 amino acids.
UCGCCAUCUUGGUAAUCAACUUUUCAUGUUUCUCCGCGCAUCGGAAGACUUCUUGCUUCCAGCGACCGAAAUAGACGUCGAUGGUCUACAGACGGGUGGCCAUCGGGUGCCAGAUGCAGCUAUCUUUGUAGGCGGAUCGAAAAUAGGGCGACACAUUCGACUGUAAGAGAUCUGACAGGUGGUGUGGAAGGCGGACCGCGGUUUGACGGCUGGAAAUUUCCAAGACAGAUGUGAAGUCUGCUCCUCCUGAUCCAUCCUGGACCAAAAGAUGUGACCAUCACAGGUGGGCAGUACUCCCUGUGAUCUGCUCCUGGGUGAUGUGGAGGGAAGCUUGUUUUGAUGGCUGGCACCGUCGCCAAGUUCGCUCCCUAUGCUAACUUACACGAUGAGUUUGUGGUGAGACAGACUAGCAUGGAGGAGGAGGACCUUGUCCUCAACUUGUUGGAUGAUGAAAGUUUCGCGAAACGUACGCAGGCGCUCGACUACCUACGCGGGGUUGUGCGCAAGAAUGGAGGGCGGCUGGUGUUCCACAACAGGCAGGCUCUGUUCAACGGCCUGGCCAACCUGCUCCAGGACUCCAACUGGAACGUGCGGCACCAGUGCAUCCAGCUCAUCUCCGAGAUGAUCCCGGGCUUCGGGCCGGGGCUGGAUACCGGCAUGGCGGCCGUCCUGCCAAACAUCGUGUUCAACAUCGGCGACACGAAGGUGGCCAUAAAGAAGUCUGCUAUUCAGACUGUUCAUCUCUACCUGAAGCAUUCGAUGGACCGAAAGCUCAUUUUCAACGCGCUCGUGAAACACGGGUUGGAAAACGAGGAUCCGCGGAUCGGGAGAGAAACUGUCGUGGCUCUGCCCAUGAUGCUGACUCCAGAGUUUGCUAAGGAAGAUUUGUUUCCAUUGACUCUCGCCUUGGCCAGGAAGCUUCAAGGUAGACCAGACGAAGAUCCCAAGAAGAUUCUUUACUCCAUGGACAGAAUACGAUCGUUAGUGGGAGACAACAAGUUUGAGAUGUGGGUCUCCAAAUUCCCAUCUAAUCUACAACAAGCCUACUACAAUGCAUAUGACACUGAACGUAAUGGCUAUGACACGCCAAAGCACGAUUCUGUCAAGUCUGCCAAGUUCGAUUCUCCUAGCAGGGAGGGGAGAGAAGUGGACCUGAAUUCCAGCGGACAUUUCAACAAGGACUUUCCCGAGAGAUACCAAACCUCCGCGCGUGAGACCAACCAUGUGAGACCGAUGGUUGCACACAGACUGGUGUCUCACGAUGACGGGCCGUAUGAGUUUGGCAUCAUCCCUUCUCACGUCAUGCAACAGUUGGUCGACCAGGAUGAUUGGCGCAUUCGUGCACAGGGAAUCGAACAGUUGAAAAACAUCAUGGCCAGUCUACGAGACGCGACACCCUUGUUACCUCAGCUGCUGCCCUUCAUCAGCUUUCUCUGUAACCUGCUGGAUGACGUCAACUUUAAAAUCACCACCGUGACGCUGGAAAUUUUCGGGUUGUUGGUGGACAAGCUGAACCUUGGUGUGAAACCUUACUUAAAGCCCAUUGUGUCGGCACUCACAAAGCGGCUGGGCGACUUAAAAUUCGUGAUCAAACAGGAAAACCUGCGCGUUCUGAUGCAGCUGAUGAACAUCCUGAGUCCAAAGCCCAUCCUCAGUCACCUGUACGAAGGCCUGGACCAUAAAAACUCCCGUGUUCGGGAGGAGACACUAAACGUCAUCAUCGCGUCCUUGUUGACUUUUCCCACCUACGAGUUUGACCUGGGCGCUCUGUGUGAGAUCGUGGCUCCGACGUUAGCCGACUCCAAGCCGAGAGUCCGGCAGGCCGCGUUGGAAGCCUUCGCGGUGCUGGCCCAGUCCAUGGGUCCGGGUCGGCUGCAGCCGCUGGUGUCGGCCGUGGACAGUGUGGAGCUGGGACGGGAUGGGGACGGCGUCAUGGCGGCCGUGCAGGCGCGCCUGGCGCGGAGACAGCUGCCCCGCCUGGGGACCGACGGGCUGGUGGAGUACGCCACGCCGCCGCCGGCCUCCGCGCGCUCCCGCAGCAGUGGUUGUCCUGACUGUCACAUGGCAGAUGGACUGCUGAAUGGCAUGUAG